CGGAGAGGACACACCCUGUGGUCUGUCGUCCAGAGGGCACCCAGGUCUCCUCCAUCCUCACGGCCUAGACCGCAGGGAGGAGACGCCAUGGCCCCCUCCCUCCCCGCCCUGCUCUGCCUCGGGCUGAGUGUGGGCCUGAGGACCCAGGUGCAGGCUGAGAACCCCCCCAAACCCACCAUCUGGGCUGAGCCAGGCUCUGUGGUCCCCUGGGGGAGCCCCGUGACCAUCUGGUGUCAGGGGCCCCUUGGGGCCCAAGAGUUCCGUUUGGAUAAAGAGGGAAGCUCAGUCCCCUGGGACAGACAGAAACCCCUGGAACCAGGGGACAAGGCCAAGUUCUCCAUCCCACAGAUGACCAAGCAGCACGCAGGGCGCUAUUGGUGCUACUAUCUCAGGGGAACUCGCUGGUCAGAGCUCAGUGACCGCCUGGAGCUGGUGGUGACAGGACAAUACAGCAAACCGCGCCUCUCAGCCCUGCCGAGCCCUGUGGUGACCUCGGGAGGGAACGUGACCCUGCAGUGUGGCUCCCGUCAGGGAUUUAACAGGUUCCUUCUGACCAAGGAAGGAGAAGACGAGUCCUCUUGGACCCUGGAUGGACAGCGGAGCCCCGACGGGCAGACCCAGGCGCUGUUCCCCGUGGGCCCCGUGAGCCCCGGACACGAUUGGAGGUUCAGAUGCUACGGCUUUAACAGGGACACCCCCCGGGUGUGGUCGGCCCCCAGCGACCCCCUGGCGCUCCUGGUCUCAGACUACACGGUGCAGAAUCUCAUCCGGAUGGGCCUCGCGGCCUCGGUCCUGCUGCUCCUCGGGGUCCUGCUCUGCCAGGCUCGGCACGACCGCAGAGAAGCCCGAGACGCGGCCCGGAGCUGAGCACAGGAAGCCCCCGGCACCGCCCAGAGCGCCGCAGCCCCCGACGCGAGCUUCUGCCGCGCGUGCUGCGUGUGCUGUCUGCGGAGACCCCGGGGGAGAGACGCGCCUGGGGGCGGGAGGAGGCCCGGGCGUCCCAGGGAGGGGGGGCUGGGGGCUCGGCCUCAGCUCACUGGGGCCCCUCCCUCCCGGGGGGGGACGCCCCGACUCCCGGCUCCUCCCACCCCCCGCCCGAGGUGCAUCCUAAUGGCAGGGGCGGGUCCUCACCCUGCAGGCCCGCAGGCUCUGUCCGCUCUCCUGGAGGACGUGAGCCUCACUGUUCAUGCCCGCCGUCUCUGGUGUGCGCAAUGACCUCCAUCCCUUCUCAGAAACAGAAGGUCGUUUAAGCAACUGAAUAAAUCGGUGAAAAUGGGGCCCCAUUGGGAACAGAUGGAUCCAGAACUCUUCCCUGGACCCCCCAGACCCCUCACACCCUGCUCUCCUCAUCAGAUGACACCCGGUGUGGUUUCUGCAGACCCCACCGCUGCGAGGGGACACCCUGACGUUUGAAGUGACAGCCAGGUGCUGUGCUGGUAAACGGCUAAGGAAUACAACAUUUUAUAAGGAC
Messenger RNA from Dama dama (fallow deer), 1471 nucleotides. Its product is annotated as leukocyte immunoglobulin-like receptor subfamily A member 5. The transcript has 5 exons. Gene Ontology annotation, biological process: cytokine-mediated signaling pathway. Gene Ontology annotation, molecular function: inhibitory MHC class I receptor activity. The record is from RefSeq and is a predicted model, not a curated record. Bases 88 to 867 code for a protein of 259 amino acids. Lineage: Eukaryota; Metazoa; Chordata; Mammalia; Artiodactyla; Cervidae.